ACAGAAACUGUGAAAAUGUAAGCAGAUAUGGCGGGUUUUCGAGGAAUAGACAAAGCGUUUUUUCCCAUAAAAAACGUGUCCUCUGUUAUUGAAAUUUUUAAGCAUCAAUUAGAAAAAGUCUCGGAACCAGAUCUUGCUUUACUGUCAAUAAUUGUUGGUGCGGUUGAAAACUCAUUGACUUGUAGCCGGCCAAAUGCGCCACUGCAGCUAUGUGAACCUAUGGAGCCAUCCAGUCUACCUACGCUAGAAAUUCAUACAGUAGAGUCCCUUUAUAACAAGUUUCACGCAAUUAUUAAAAGUGCCGUCGAUCCUGUAGUGAAAACAUCCAGAGAGAAAGUGUAUGCAACAAGAGAAAUAGUGAAGAAAGUGUCAGAUGUUGUUUGGAAUACAUUGUCAAGGAGUUAUUAUAAAGACAGGGCGCAUUUGCAAAGCCUCUAUAGCUACUUAACAGGCAAUAAGCUUGAUUGUUUUGGUGUAGCAUUUGCAGUAGUUGCUGGUUGUCAAGUGCUGGGUUAUUCCGAUGUCCAUCUUGCCUUAUCUGAAGACCAUGCUUGGGUUGUUUUUGGCCAGUAUGGCACAGAAACCGCUGAAGUUACGUGGCACGGAAAGGGCAAUGAAGAUAAAAGAGGGCAAGAAAUUGGAAAAGGUGUUUCUGCACGAUCAUGGUUAUAUGUAAACAAUAAACCUGUAAUUUGCACUAGAGCAAUGGAAGUGGCUGCUCUUGUUUCUGCUAUUAACCCGUCACUUAAUACAGCUCAUGAUGCUUAUGAGGUGGCACUUUUACAACAAGAAUUGUUAUGGUUAUUGUAUGAUUUAGGCCACUUAGCAAAGUAUCCGAUGGCAAUUGGAAAUUUGGGAGAUUUAGAGGAGAUAUCUGCAACAGCAGGAAGAAUUCCCUGUGAUGUUCUUUUUAAAGAAGCAAUUGCAUCAGCUCGACAAAAUUAUACUAAUAUGCAUGUUUACCCAUAUACUUAUCAAGGAGGAUAUUUCUACAGAAAUAAAAUGUAUGAAGAGGCUUUUGAAAGCUGGGCCAAUGCAAGUGAUGUAAUAAGAAAGUACAACUAUUCCCGAGAUGAUGAAGAGAUAUAUAAAGAGUUUCUUGAAAUAGCCAAUGAACUCAUUCCACAUAUUAUGAAAGUAGAAAGUUCUGGUUUCAGUGCAAAUUCAAUUCUAAAGAAACCUCAAUGCUUUGCACAUCUUUUAAGGUUCUAUGAUGGUAUUUGUCAAUGGGAAGAAGGCAGUGCCACACCAGUUCUUCACAUUGGUUGGGCAAAGCCUCUUGUCAAUACAAUAUCAAAAUUUGAUGCAGAUGUGCGUGCCAAAGUAAAUAUAAUUUGUGAAACAGCUGAGGACAGGAUUGAACAACAACAUAAUUUUAACAAUCACUCAAACGGAAGUACAAAUUGCUUAAAUAACAAUAAUUACUGUGUACCUAAGAAGCAAGACUUGUCACCACCAGGCACCGACCUCAUUAACGCCAUAGAGUCUAAGGUUAAUAGUGCAGAGGAAAGUCGAAAUAGUCCUUGCUUGCAUCCGAGCAUUGAAGCCCUUACAGCAGCCUGUUCAGAAAAAAUCCUGAACCCUGAAUACCUCCUUCAAGGAGGAGGAUCUCCUUUUGUUGGUUGUGAUGAAACACCGCCAGUGCAGGACACUGGUAAAAAGAACUCAGAUAAAGAACAAUCGAGUCCGAGUACAUCGAGGCAGACAGAUGAAGACCAAAAUAAGAUAACGACGAGCGUUGUGACGUCUCCUACUGUAAUUCUACACAGUCAAAAAAUGAAAGGUUUAAAGGAACUACUUUUAGCCGAAAAGUUAAACACGCACGCAAUUUCGUUACAUUUAACGGCGCAAUCGCAGGUUCAGGUGGGCAAAAAGACCCGGAACGAUGGGGCAACGACCACUACCACCGAUAAUGGCAUGAGGGCGAAAAGAACUCGCAGGGAAUAAAAAAAUUAAAAGUAAGAAAACGUACGAAUUAAUUGCAUCUCGUACCUGUAGAAUGUGGUCUUCGAUUUCGCAGUAAGAUCAGUCAAAUUAUUUCGAAUCAAUUCCUUCCCUUAUACUUAUACAAUUUCUUACAGACAUUCGUUUUGUGCUAAUUUCAUUGGCAGACCUAUAUACAAGGUACACAAUUUUUGUGUACUUAAAAAUCCAAAGUAUUAAUUUGAAGGUACAACCUCUGCCCUUUUGUUCCCUCGGCUCUCCUUUGAAACAAGUAUUUCAAAAUUUUGAGCAAAAAUAUUCACAGAAUUUUGACUCUUUUAUUCUUUAUGCCUUAACAAUUUUGUUUUUGAUUAAAUUUGUCUUUUGAAAAAGAUAUGACAAAAAGUAUAAGUCUCUUUAGACUUCUAAUUAGACAAAACUGUCGAAUUUUUUUAAUGCCACAGUUUUUGCA
Messenger RNA from Agrilus planipennis (emerald ash borer), 2395 nucleotides. RefSeq names its product menin. The record is from RefSeq and is a predicted model, not a curated record. NCBI's taxonomy places the organism in Eukaryota, Metazoa, Arthropoda, Insecta, Coleoptera, Buprestidae. Gene Ontology annotation, biological process: negative regulation of cell cycle; regulation of transcription by RNA polymerase II; negative regulation of cell population proliferation. Gene Ontology annotation, cellular component: nucleus; chromatin; histone methyltransferase complex. The transcript is spliced from 4 exons. Gene Ontology annotation, molecular function: transcription cis-regulatory region binding; chromatin binding; Y-form DNA binding. Bases 28 to 1947 code for a protein of 639 amino acids.